GGGCCGGGCGGCCGCCCGGGUCCCGCUUCUGUUUUCUGGCGUUUCCUCAUUCUGUUUCUCUUCCCCAAUCCCAGACCGCAGUGAUGUGGGCGCGGAGCCCGGCUGCCCCGCCUCGCUCUCCACCAUGAACGAGCCCACCGUGCAGCCGUCCCGCACGUCCUCGGCACCCGCCUCGCCAGCAUCCCCGCGCGGCUGGAGUGACUUCUGCGAGCGGCACGCAGCAGCCGCGGCGCGGGAUCUGGCCCGCCAGUACUGGCUGUUUGCGCGUGCGCACCCACAGCCGCCGCGCGCCGACCUGGUGUCGCUGCAGUUCGCCGAGCUCUUCCAGCGCCACUUCUGUCGGGAGGUGCGCGAGGGCCUCGCGGGGCCGCCAGGUCACGACUACCGUGCUACUGCCCCGCCCCGCCCCGCGCUGCCCAAGGCACGCAGCUGAGACCUGAGCCCGCGGCCCUCCUGCGCCCUGCAGCACCUGCGCCGCAGCCUGCGCCAGCUCUUCCGCCGCCGCUCGGCUGGGGAGCUGCCCGGGGCUACCAGCGACACCAAUGACACCGACGCCGUCGCCACCAGCAGGCCGGGCCCUGCCCGCAAGUUGCUACCCUGGAGCCUGCGAGAGCCGUCCGCCGAGGCGCUCAAGGAGGUGGUAUUGCGCUACAGCCUGGCGGAUGAGGCGGCAAUGGACAGCGGCGCGCACUGGCAGCGGGGUCGCCUGGUGCUUCGGUCUCCAGGUCCAGGCCACGGCCACCUUCUGCAGCUCUUCGAUCCGCCCAAGAGCUCAAAGCCCAAGCUCCAAGAGGCCUGCUCCAGCAUCCGGGAGGUCCGACCCUGCACACGCCUGGAGAUGCCGGACAACCUCUACACCUUUGUGUUGAAGGUGCAGGGCCAGACAGACAUCAUCUUUGAGGUGGGAGAUGAACAGCAGCUGAACUCAUGGCUGGCAGAGCUCAGGGCAAGCACAGGCCUAGGGUUGGAGCACCUGGACACAGAGUUACCUCUUUCCUUAGUGGCAGAGCCUGGCCCAGCUAUAUCCCCAAGGGGAAGCACGGACUCCCUGGACCAAGGUGCUUCACCUGGGGUGAUGUUGGACCCAGCCUGCCAGAAAACAGAUCACUUCCUGUCCUGCUACCCCUGGUUCCACGGCCCCAUCUCCAGGGUGAGGGCUGCACAGCUGGUUCAGCUGCAGGGCCCUGAUGCCCACGGUGUGUUCCUGGUGCGGCAGAGUGAGUCCCGGAGAGGGGAAUAUGUACUCACAUUCAACUUACAGGGCAGAGCCAAGCACCUCCGCCUGGUGCUCACGGAGCGUGGACAGUGCCGGGUGCAACACCUGCACUUCCCCUCGGUGGUGGAUAUGCUCCGCCACUUCCAGCGCUCCCCCAUCCCACUGGAAUGUGGAGCAGCCUGUGAUGUCCGACUCUCUGGCUAUGUGGUAGUCGUCUCUCAGGCACCAGGUUCCUCCAACACCGUUCUCUUCCCUUUUUCCCUUCCUCACUGGGACUCAGAGCUGGGCCAUCCCCACCUCAGCUCUGCUGGCUGUCCCCCUGGCCAUGGUGCAGAGGCUCUCCGUGGCCAAGUGACACCUCCUGAGCAGAUCUUCCACCUGGUGCCUUCUCCUGAGGAACUGGCCAACAGUCUGCGGCAGCUGGAGCUUGAGUCUGUGAGCAGUGCCCGGGACUCAGACUAUGAAAUGGACUCCUCCUCACGGAGCCACCUUCGGGCCAUUGACAACCAGUACACCCCUCUCUCACAGCUGUGCAGAGAGGCAAACUUGUGAAUGUAACCAUUUUCCUUCCCUCCAGAGAACUACAGGCUGCUGCUGUCAGCCUUCCCCAGCUCAGAUGUGCCCUGCUUCCACCACACACAAGGCUGUCACAGGCUUCCUGUCAGCCACAGCUAGCCCUGGCUUCUUCCCACUGUCUGCAGAUGUAGUUCUUGUGCACAGGUGCCACUAGCUGGCACCCAGGGCCUCGUUCCCAACACAGAGGAGGCGGGGCUACAGGCCCAGAGCUGGCAGUGGAAACUGACAGAGCUGAUGACAGACUUCUUACCAGGUAGGGUCAUCGGGAAGCACAAAACACUAACAGUCCCUGGAUUCUCACAUGGUGUCCUUCCCUGUAGCUUCAUUCUGUGGCAAGUCUAAGUCCCAAGUCACAGGCGAUGGACGCUUCAUAAUCCUGCUUCUACUCUUAGCUUUGGACAGAAGCUCUGCCAGAGGGGCAAGCUUAAAGAUCAAAAAUGAUUUAAACAUUUUACCUCAGAGUAAUUAUUUUUAAAGGAUUCAGGUUUCCACUUAAUAUUAUAGCUUACUUCACUGCACUGCCCUGCUACCCCUGCCACUCUAAAGUUGGGGGCAGCUGAGUCCCCCUGCUUUGCUUACCUUGAGCCAGGCUAGCAUGCUAGUGUCCUUGUCUGCUCACCCUCAGGACAGUUGCCUGCUACGGGGUAGCCACUGUCCUCCCUAAUGUAGACAAUGAAGUGUGUCACCCUUUCAGGGAAAUCCAGGCAGCUUGCAGAGAGAGGAGGGUGGCAAGGGACAUUCCACCCCAGUGCCUUAUGCAUUAAAAACAAAAUCAGGACUGUGGUUUACAGCAGCGUUAGAGGAUGAGAUGAAUGGGUGGGGGAAGACAAACACAGAUGGAAGGCCUCUAGGCUUCUUUAGUGAACCCACAUUUUACUCCCCCCAGUCCCCUCCCAGCAUCUAGGGGCUUAUUGAGUUUGGCCCCGUGCUAUGAAGAAACUCCUGUAACCGCUCCUAGGUGUUCUUAUCCAUACAAUCUUUCCAUCUAGACAGAGCCAAAACUGUCAUCUUUCCUAAGGGAUGCAGUUCACAGGGACUGGAAGCAGGCUGUUCAUGGCACAAACAGUGCUUGCAGCAGUGGCUUUGGGAAACCACAACUUAAUUCCUUGAACAUUGAGAGGCAGCCAUGCUGCUGCCCUGCUGCAGACAGCAGUGCUGACUCCCCCUCUGCUCACCUUGCACUUGGGAAGCCUGCGUGGGCUUUGGUGAGGGAAGCAGCUGCACCUCAGCCUCGACACCCACCACAGGUGUGGACCUGUGCUCCAUCUUAGGACAGCGCCUUCCUUCACUGCACGUUAGGUAUGAACCAGAGACGUGAGCAGUGACAGCCAGUGGGCCAGGCCGGCUCUAAUCCACACAGGAUGCUUGGACGGCUGUGCCCUGCACCUGGCCAGGAGCUAACCCACUUCAAACUUGGGCACUCAUUUCUCCUGGGCCUUCAAAGAGAGACCUGCUAGGUGCUGUAAACCAGCACCUUGGCCCCUUAGUGCUGGGAUUCACUCACUGUGGACAGCUUCGUUUCAAAAAAUGUCCAAGAUAUCAGAAAACAAGGUAAAAAAGUCUCAUGACUCUGUGACAGAGUGACAACACUAAGCCAGCACCUUUUCUUUAAGCUAUAAAGUAGGUCCAGUUGGCUGAUGGGGACAGACGGGUACCGGGUAUGAGAACUCCUGGGCCAGAUACCCUGUGUCAAAGCCAGGCCCCACUCCCACCCUCAGCAGUGUCUUCUGGCCACACGAGGCAGGAAGGGUCAGUCGGCCUCUAGAGACAGAGCAGCUCAACAGUCCUGAACCCCUGCUCCCUUCUCCCGAGUACUCAACUCAGACUAACAGGCACCAGCACCAAAGAGUUAGGUCAACUAACCUGCCUUGUCUUUACCAGCAUCCACAUGGCUUUAUCUGUAUAAAUCUUCUGCCUUUGAUCAUUUCUGGAUGGUGUAGGAAAAAAGGAAUAGUGACCAUUACAGUCUUGGGCCAGACAACACUAUUUUUACCUAAGUCUCUUAACCUAAAUUAAGGCUUCACCUCUUCCCUGAGGGCUCAGUCUCUUGUUUAAAUGUUACCUUGGUGCAAAUACAAGUGAUAAACUGUCCCCCACUGCCUCCUGAUGAGGACACAUCUGUCUAAUGGCCAGCGUGUGGCUGGAAUAAGCAGCAUUGUGACCACAGGAUCAGGGGACUUCAUCUUCUAUCAUUAGAGCAGAAGGUAUUUGGCAAAUCUUUGUUUUAUGUACUGUACGAGUAACUUAUUCUUGAAUAAUGCAAAUUUUCCUACAAUGUACAAAUUGCUGUAUGUGAAUUAAAAAGGUUUUCAGAAUUACAA
Molecule: messenger RNA, 4113 nt
Organism: Rattus rattus (black rat)
Lineage: Eukaryota; Metazoa; Chordata; Mammalia; Rodentia; Muridae
Gene: Sh2b3
Product: SH2B adaptor protein 3
Biological process (GO): intracellular signal transduction
Cellular component (GO): plasma membrane
Molecular function (GO): transmembrane receptor protein tyrosine kinase adaptor activity
Source: RefSeq, a predicted model, not a curated record